GGCCUUAAAGAUAGAGACCGGCACAUUGCUAGUAGACAGCUUUUUCGACGAUCGCAACGAUGAAUCCCCCACCUCCUCUUCCGCCAUGAUUCCUAGAAAACCAGAACAUUUUCUAUUGUCGUCACCACAUCAUCCUGGUGCAGGAGUUUUAGAAUCUGUGACCGAGUCUCCAGCGACUUCGUUGUUGAUGAAAAAGACGAGUAAUGAACACGUCGUGGAACAACAACACGAACAAGCUUUAGUACAUCGAGAUUGUCAUCCUGUUAUUGCCCAGGUGCUCCCUUCGGUACCACCGACCACUGCAAGCACAACACCAGUGAAUCGGGAAACCCUUCCUCUCUCACGAAGCUCGAGCGGAAGCUCGUUCUAUUCUUGUUCGGGCUCGCCCUCCCAUUCUGCAGGCCUUGACGACGUAGUCGCAGAAACUUUUCCGGAACCAACUUACCGCCUGCCCGGAGGAGGGAGCUCGUGUGUCGUUCAAGAAACUGUUGACCUCAUGCCGCACAAGAACUUGCUUGUGCAGAGGCCCGUUUCGUCACCACUUUGUGCCAAUUCGAGCGAUGGGUACUCAUCAGCAGGAUUUUCCAGAGACCCAGGUGUUGGUAGUAUGACGACCGAAGAUCAUGGUGAGACUCCGGAGGCGGACAUUCUGGAAGGAGUUGUCUAUCUAGCGCGUCGGGAAAGUAAACAAGAAGAGCUGCUGUUUAGCAGCGAGGCAUCAACAGUGCCACCACAUACAGUGGCAGAGGCAGUUCCACCGGUUGUGGAGUCACGAAUAGUGCCGACCGACCCAGCAGCAAGUACGUUAAGGGCUGUGGAUCCACUAGAAAUGCCGAGGGAAUCACCAGCAGCGCCGACGCAUUCACCAGCAACGCCGACGGAGAAGGAUGGUGCAACACUGGCAGCCUUCUCGUCGGUGAUGACAUUCCUCACACAAUCGGCGGUGACGGAGUCCUCAUUGCCAGAGACCGAGCCAUCAAUGGAGGUCCCAGAGCCAUCAAGAUCAGUUGCAGCUACAGAUAGCAGAGAAUCACUCCCGGCAAGGACAGAACAAUCCCUACCACUUGCGGCAGGCGAGGUUGAGUCACCGACACGGGUGACAGAAACACUAGAUGCGGUAGUGGAGUCACCAGCGGCGGUGGAGGUAGGGGGGUUAUCAGCGACGGUAGCAGAAUCGCAGCGAACAGAUAUUUAUCUGUCCUUUCACGAAAAACCCCACGAAGCACCGGCUAAGGUACUUUUAAGUCAGCCACCAGAGGAGGUCUCUGGAGAUCAAUCACGCCAUGGCACCUCUACCGGAAAGACCAAUGAGAGCGGAUCAGGUAUGCCUGCAGUACCCGAAGAUUCCGACAAAGAUACCAUUUUGGAGAGUCCGGAAGCUAAAACGGCUGCAACACUCCGAGACGACCAGGAGAAGCAAAACUCGCAAAAUUCCGGUGUCUCGUUGCCUAGUGCUGCUUCCGCACACUGCGGCGGGGGAAAGUGGUGUCUUAUACCGGGACAAGGAUGGACGCAGCGGAAGGCGGUACCUAUUACUAUUAUAUAGACGAGGUACUACUUGCAGCACACAUGCGUUAUUUUCAAUACUGUCGUGAAUCUCUACCUUCAUCUUGUUGGAUGAUUUUAUUGAGAAAGAUCAAAGGCCGUAGGACGGAACAACUACAGGCGACGAAUUUAUUCCAACAAUGAAUGCACAUGCAGGUGCCUGAGGGCGUCGCUCUGCAGCAUCCACGUGGUACUCCAGUCUCGCAUGAGAAGAUGAAUAAUAGCCGCGCUUUCAUUCAGAGGAGACCAUCUGCAACGGCCACAAGUGCAUCGAGCAAAGAUCAGCAGUUGAGAGACGAUGUCCGCCGUCUCCUUGCAGCGCAAAGGGAAAAUUAUGGAGCCAUGAUAAUGAUUAGUUCGCUCUUCAGUCUACAAUGUACUUCUACGAGAACGAGCGAGUGCUUGCUCAUUCUUAUAAAUAUCUAAUCCUUAGUGGAUCGUGAUGGAGAAACGUUUACGUCUUCCGGCAGCACGUCUACCAUCAUCGCUUCGCAAGGCGGUCGCAUCUCCGAGGUCACUAGAAAGCUUUCUGCAGCAGGAUUUUUAGAUCGCGACGUGCCCCAACAAAGGCAAAGCGAACGCCAGCAAUCUUCUCAAGCCCCAGUCGAGUCCGAAUCGGAAUACGAGUACGUGACUGAUUCGGCAGAGGAGAAGACUGGAUAG
Amoebophrya sp. A25 is the source of this 2208-nucleotide messenger RNA. NCBI's taxonomy places the organism in Eukaryota, Dinophyceae, Syndiniales, Amoebophryaceae. The record is from the annotation of a GenBank genome assembly.